AUGAAUCACUUUUUCAGUUGGUUAUUCGGUUGGCUGUUGGCCGCCCGUUCCGGCAUCCCAGCGCAGUAUCUGGAAUGGGCCGCAGACACUUACAUCCGUGAAGGUGUCAAGAAGGACUACCACUACACAACUUCCGUCCUUUACACAGGCUAUGAGGAUGCCAUCGCUCUGACCCAAAACCAAACGCUCGUGGAUUGGUACAAAUCGCAGAUUGAUGAGGCCGUUGUCUUCGACAAUGGGAGCAUCGCAGACUGGAAUCUCACCUAUUACUCCCUCGACGACUACCGAAUGGGCGUCAACUUCCUCUGGUGGUACGAACGCACUGGUGAGAUGAAAUACAAGACAGCCGCAGACACUAUUCGCUGCCAACUUGAUCGCCACCCGGUCAACUCGGAAGGAGGAUUCUGGCAUAGAGCUCCCAUCUAUGCGAAUCAGAUGUGGCUCGACGGAAUCUUCAUGGCCGACACUUUCUACGCAAGAUGGACUGCCAUGUUCGAUUCCUCCAACACGACAGCCUGGGAUCAAAUCGUCCUCCAAUUCGACCUCAUCGAGGAACACUGCCGCGACACCACUUCCGGUCUUCUGUUCCAUGGCUACGACGACAGCAAGGUAGCAGUAUGGGCCGAUCCGGUUACAGGAGCUGCGCCGAUCGUCUGGUCUCGUGCAGUAGGCUGGUACUUCGUUGCUCUGCUGGAGGUCUUGGAAGUCUUCCCAUCCUCCCAUCCAGGAAAAGCCAGACUGUUAGAGUACUACAUCACUCUUGCUGAAGCUGUUCGGAGCCAUCAGGAUGAAGAGACCGGAGGUUGGUGGCUUCUGAUGAACGAUAAGUUGCCAGAAAUGGAAGGCAACUACAUUGRGAGCUCUGCGAGUGCGAUGUUCACCUACGGGAUGUUUAAGGGCAUUGAAGAUGGCCACAUUGCUGAUGACUACUACCCGGCAUCAAGGAAAGGCUACCAUUUGCUGACCGACCGAUUCGCUGUGAGGAAUGAGAACGGCACCUUGAGAUGGGAGGGAACCGUUGCUGUUGGAAGCUUGAAAGGCAAUGCUUCGUUUGAGUACUACACCGGAGUUCCUCUCGCGGUGAAUGACUACAAGGGUGUUGGACCUUUCAUGUGGGCAAGCCAGCCAUCGCUGCAUAUUUAKAUCGAGUUAUUUGACAGCUCGACAGCACUAUGCGAGUCUCAUGACGUUGAAUGUACUCUGCCAAGAUUCAGCUCAUUGGUGCGAGAUGAUCUGCAACGAGCUGGCCUCAUAUUCUUAGCAUAA
Messenger RNA from Ramularia collo-cygni, 1266 nucleotides. Its product is annotated as related to cell wall glycosyl hydrolase YteR. The record is from RefSeq and is a predicted model, not a curated record. The coding region runs from base 1 to 1266 and encodes 421 amino acids. The transcript has 2 exons. Gene Ontology annotation, biological process: carbohydrate metabolic process. NCBI's taxonomy places the organism in Eukaryota, Fungi, Ascomycota, Dothideomycetes, Mycosphaerellales, Mycosphaerellaceae.